Messenger RNA from Torulaspora globosa, 1530 nucleotides. It is a transcript of the gene PRI2, whose product is annotated as DNA primase subunit PRI2. Bases 1 to 1530 code for a protein of 509 amino acids. NCBI's taxonomy places the organism in Eukaryota, Fungi, Ascomycota, Saccharomycetes, Saccharomycetales, Saccharomycetaceae. Gene Ontology annotation, biological process: DNA replication, synthesis of primer. The transcript has a single exon. Gene Ontology annotation, cellular component: alpha DNA polymerase:primase complex. The record is from RefSeq and is a predicted model, not a curated record.
AUGUUUAGACAGAGCAAGAAGCGGGCUUCUUCGAGAAAGAAUUUUAGCGUGUCAGAGAGUGGAGAUGGAGUGUCUGGGCAUCUCAUCCUAGGAUCUACGAGCGCAAGCGAGAAGAAGCUUUAUGACAGCAUUUACGCGUCGAAACUUUCGUUUUACGAUCUGCCACCCCAAGGCGAGAUCACUCUCGAUCAGUUCGAGGUAUGGGCGAUUGACCGGUUGAAGAUUCUUCUAGAGAUUGAAUCAUGUGUGUCUAGAAACAAGAAUAUGAAGGAGAUCGAAACGAUCAUCAAGCCUCAUCUGCAGAAAUCGAUGCCUUUUAACACGGAUAACUUGGAGGCCAAGAAGAAGGACUACUAUUCGCACUUUAUCCUGAGGUUGUGUUUCUGCCGGUCUCAAGACUUGAGGGAGAAAUUCGUGCGGGCAGAGACGAUGCUGUUCAGGCUAAGAUUCAACAUGCUGACGAGCCAGGACCAGAUAAAGUUCGUGCAGUCGCUCAAUUUGCCCUCUCUGCAGUUUAUAAGCGAGGAGGAGAAGGAAAAGCUGAAAGUCCAAUUGUACCAGACUAUUUCGCCGCAACUGCAGUUUCAGCUGAAUCUUCACGAUGAGAGCCAGAGGGAGGCCUAUUUCAAGCAGGAAAAAUUCAUCAAGCUACCAUUCGAAGAUGUUAUCGAACUGGUCGGGAACAGACAGGUAUUCCUACGGGGCGGAUACGCCUACUUACCUCAGUUCCAACAGUUGAACUUGCUUGCAAGCGAAUUCUCCAGCAAACUGACCCAAGACCUGAUUAUCACGCAGAGAAACCUGCCCCAACUGAACGAGGACGACCGCUUGCUGCCGAUCCUGCAACAUCUGUCAUCCGGCUACACAAUCUCCGACUUCCAGCCCGACGAGUACUCCAAGGAAGCCGGCGACAUAACCGCAAAGUCGGUCUACUCCGCCGACAUAAGCCAGCACUACCCGCUCUGCGUCCAAAACCUGUUCCGCGGCCUCAAGGAGAACCACCACCUGAGAUACAACGGACGUCAGCAGCUCAGUCUAUUUCUGAAGGGGAUCGGCCUCAGCGCCGACGAGGCCAUGAAAUUCUGGACAGACGCCUUCACCAACGGCGGCCACAUCACCGUCGACAAAUUCAACAAGGACUACCGCUACAACUUCCGACACAAUUACGGCCUGGAAGGCACCAGGAUCAAGUACAAGCCCUGGGACUGCCGCAUCAUCCUGUCCAAGCCCAGACCCGCCCGGGGCGAGUACCACGGCUGUCCCUACAGGGACUGGAGCGUCGAAAAACUCUCCAUGGAUCUCUCCCACAUGAAUCUGACCAAGACCCAGAUCUCCGCGGUCCUAGACUCGUGCCAAAAGACAGAAUACACAAUCGCAUGCACCCAAGUGUUCGAGUACACGCAUGGCUCCGCUUCCUCUCGCCCAUCCGACGACCAGACGCACAUCGCGCAUCCAAACCUGUACUUCGAAAGGUCCAGACUGCUACAGAACCAGCAGCCCCGGCCUGCAGCACAAGAAUCCAGUUCCUAG